Molecule: messenger RNA, 909 nt
Organism: Suillus subalutaceus
Lineage: Eukaryota; Fungi; Basidiomycota; Agaricomycetes; Boletales; Suillaceae
Exons: 7
Coding region: 1-909 (302 amino acids)
Biological process (GO): positive regulation of DNA-templated transcription
Cellular component (GO): nucleoplasm; chromatin
Molecular function (GO): metal ion binding; ubiquitin-protein transferase activity
Source: RefSeq, a predicted model, not a curated record
AUGUCUUCUGGACCUGUCAGGAAUAGACGCAGACGUGCUCAAACACCUUUCUACCACUUGGCAGCAGCCCAGCCAGGACCUACAACUUCACAACUUCGGGUGGCGCCCGCACUUCUACAUGAUGUUAUCGAGAUCACCACUGAUGAGGAAAUUUUAAGUCAGGUGUCAGUUAUUGAGAUCGUAACAACUGACGACGAAGACGCAAGUCAGAUGCCAGUCCAUGCGCAUUGUGAGCCAGCACCCGCUGUUCGUGCCAAAGCUUCAGUCAAAACACUAUCCGACAUUAAAGCCAUUGAGCAAGGGGGGAAUGUUGCGUCCACAUAUAAUACGCCUUCACCUGAUAUAGAUGCAACAAAAACCAAGCUAGGAAGUCUCCGCGCUGCGAUCCAGAAGGUCCUAUCGGAAAGGGAUCUGUCUCUGGAGUGCCCCGUUUGCAAAACAAUAUUCAAAGAAUUACACAGUCUCAAAUGCGGACAUAGCUUCUGUGCGGCGUGUCUGAAACAAUGGUUUCAAUGUUGUUGGAGUAGAUGGGUGGCAGACUCGGACAAUCCAGUGCCAGUCACACUCAGUCUCCGAGACAUCUCAAGGCUGCCACUAUCAUCUGCAGUCAUAUCAGUCGUGACGAAACACGUCGGACCAAUGCUGUUCACCUGUCCAACUUGUCGGGGUUCAGUUGGCAAGCAAGAACCAUUCAAGGUCAUCACCCUCUGUCAGAUUUCAAACUCCAUAACAUCACUUUUGGGGGGUGCAUGCGGUGAAGAAGAUCUACCAACCAAUUGGACAGGGUACUUUCUAGAAUAUACGCGCACGGCUGCACAAUUUACGGUGAUAUCAAUGACUGUUUUGGCUUGGAAUCUAGUUGAUAAUGUGGACAUCUCCAAAGCACGGGAGAAUAGAAUCCUCGGAUAG